Molecule: messenger RNA, 2058 nt
Organism: Didymella exigua CBS 183.55
Lineage: Eukaryota; Fungi; Ascomycota; Dothideomycetes; Pleosporales; Didymellaceae
Exons: 2
Coding region: 202-1920 (572 amino acids)
Biological process (GO): regulation of membrane potential; proton export across plasma membrane; sodium ion export across plasma membrane
Cellular component (GO): plasma membrane
Molecular function (GO): sodium:proton antiporter activity
Source: RefSeq, a predicted model, not a curated record
CCCUCGAGAACACAAAUUCCUAUAUCACAAUACCAUUGCAAAUGAUCUUCAAGGCACUCAAGUUGAUUUCGUUCGAUACAGUCCUCGCUUCAGUCAAGUGAGCGGGUCCUCUAAGUCCUGACCGACCGGGCACCACAUUGGCCAAACCCCACAUCUACGAUCAUCUUGGGAACUCAAUCGUCUUUGGAUCUAGCCGCCACGAUGCCAACUUUGGCGUUGAACAACUUCAACAUGGUUUGCGCUUCGCUGGGCGGUUUCAUUACACUAUUUGGGCUUGUGUCUUAUUUGAUGAAAGAGAAAUUCUACCUCUCGGAAGCACUGAUUUCACUCAUCGCCGGACUCAUCUUUUCCCCCCAUGCGACAAACUGGAUUAGACCCCAAGAGUAUGCCCUCAACUCCAUUGAGAACUUGGAAACAAUUACAUUGUACUUCACUCGCGUGGUGCUUGGAGUUCAACUAGUCCUUGCCGGCGUGCAACUGCCCUCAAAGUACCUUAAGACAGAGUGGAAGAGCUUGGCCUUGCUGCUAGGGCCUGUUAUGACGACUAUGUGGAUUGUCACCAGUCUACUCGUCUUCGCGCUGGUUCCCCACAUAAGCUUUCUACAGGCCUUGGCGGUCGGGGCUUGUGUUACUCCAACAGAUCCUGUAUUGUCCAACUCCAUUGUCAAGGGCAAGUUCGCGGAUAAAAAUAUCCCGAAGGAGCUUCAGAAGAUCAUUGUCGCUGAGUCUGGGGCCAAUGAUGGCUUGGGAUAUCCCUUCUUAUUCCUGCCGCUCUAUCUGAUUCAGCACAUCGGAAGCCAUGGGACCGAUGGCUGGGCUCAGGACGGGAAAGCUAGCACCGCAAUUGGGCUUUGGUUUGGAGAAACUUUGGGAUACACAAUUAUCUUGAGUGUCAUCUAUGGCGCCGUCGUAGGGUGGCUCGCAAAAGAGCUACUCCACUGGGCUGAGGAGAGGAAAUACGUCGACCGCGAAAGCUUUCUCGUGUUCGCCAUUACCCUCGCUCUGUUCAUCGUCGGUACCGUUGGGAUGAUCGGGAGCGACGACGUUCUGGCGUGCUUCAUCGCCGGCAACACAUUCACAUGGGACGACUGGUUCCGUCUAGAAACCAUGGACGACUCGUUCCAACCCACGAUCGACAUGCUCCUCAACGUAUCGAUAUUCAUCUGGUUCGGAGCAAUCUGUCCGUGGGCAGAGUUCUACCACAACAGCGUGAUCCCCAUCUGGCGGCUCGUCAUCCUUGGUAUCCUUGUACUCCUUCUCCGCCGCCCACCUAUUGUUUUCGGCAUGCACAAGCAGAUCCACCAGAUCGAGCAAAAGCGACAAGCGCUCUUCGUCGGCUUCUUCGGCCCCAUCGGCGUCAGCGCAGCAUUCUACCUCUACGUCAGCAUCGAGUUCCUCAACAAGAUCAAGGUCGACGGCGAGACACGAGAGGAUGCAGCGUACCUAAUAGAAGUCAUGAACAUUGUCAUCUGGUUCUCGAUCAUCUGCUCCGUCAUCGUCCACGGCCUCAGUAUCCCGCUGGGUAAACUCGGUUUCUUCAUCCCCCGCACGCUAUCUCGCGCCAUCUCCUCUCGAGGCGAGGACCCAGAGCCGUUUUACGUUCCCGAGGGCGCCGAAGAUGCUACCACGGAUAUCGAGCAGCGCUUGAGACGCCGGCCGGGCUGGUCUCGCACGGGCGGUGAUUCGCUGCCGAACCGUGUCGUCAGAAUUGGAAGGUCUAUCAUGCAGUCUGGCGAUCCCUCGAGGAGCGCGUCGAAGAGCAACGUGCAGAUGCCCAUGCCGCUCUCGGCAGCGCCAACAGUAGCGAGAGACGAGGGAGAAGGUGUGAGUUGCGAGGCAAUUGCGGCUGUGAGUGAUGCGGAUCUCGCUCUGAACAGGACUAUCCGCUUCCCAGAUGAGCAGCCCGUGGGCGCGAAGUGAUACCUGGAGAUUUUGGGUGAGUGGCGUUGUCCGUCAAUCACCAUAGUAUGCGCAUGUAAAUGCCGUGGCAUAGAAAUAUGUAGUCAUACAUGUCAAUCUACGUGGGUUCUUUAUUGACUCAUGACAGUGACACUUCCA